Molecule: messenger RNA, 547 nt
Organism: Symbiodinium pilosum
Lineage: Eukaryota; Dinophyceae; Suessiales; Symbiodiniaceae
Source: the annotation of a GenBank genome assembly
AUGACCAUCCAAGAGCAGGUAGAAAUUGUCAAGAAAAAGGUAGCAUCUGUAAUGGACAAGCACCGCGUUUUCUGGCGGGAGUAUAAGCAGCAGGUUGUCCGAUUGCAACAUAUCGUUGUCGGAACCCUCUCAACAGUGGGCCAAACGGACACAGCCAUCAAGCUGAACAGUACGGUAGUUUCCCUGCUGGCCGGCAUUGACAGCGCAGCAGACCAAACGCUUGCAGUGGCCAAGGACGCCCGCUCAGUGACCGUAGCAAGUGCCUCCUGCUCAGCGCUGAAGCUGAAUGCAACGCUCAUUCAAGCCACUGAUAAAGUGACCAGUGUGACGAAGCAGUUUGAUGACUUCUUCCAGUUGGUCGACGACAAGUUCCAGGCACUUGCUAAGAAGCUGCCCGUAGGCCUCGUCGAGCAGGCAUCGCAGGCAGUGGCCCAGCUGAAGAAGCGAGGUCUGGAGACUUCCGCCAACCUCCUCAGGGUCUACAAUAAAGCUGCCCAAAAGCAGAUCCAAGUCAUCAACCGUCUCCAGGACAUGUGCGUGGCGGAAG